This is a messenger RNA of Saccostrea cuccullata (small rock oyster), 2992 nucleotides long. RefSeq names its product protocadherin Fat 4-like. The transcript has 21 exons. Gene Ontology annotation, molecular function: cadherin binding; calcium ion binding. Lineage: Eukaryota; Metazoa; Mollusca; Bivalvia; Ostreida; Ostreidae. Gene Ontology annotation, biological process: homophilic cell-cell adhesion. The annotation marks the transcript as partial. Gene Ontology annotation, cellular component: catenin complex; plasma membrane. The record is from RefSeq and is a predicted model, not a curated record.
UCCAGGCACCUAAAAAUUUUGAUUUCCUUCUUAUUUACUACAGGCUGCAAGUAAUACUCAAGUAAAGCUGAAUAAAGCAUUGGAGGCCAGAGAUCAAGAUGUCGGAAUCAAUGCUACAAUUAAUUAUGAGAUUCUUUUCACAGACAGUGUUUUCAAAAUUAAUGCAAGUAGUGGUGUCAUAUCUCUGAAAGAAGGUCACAGUCUGGACAGGGAAAAUAAGAGUGUCAUCACAUUAGUUGUCAGGGCAUACCAGGUGGAUAAACCUGAAUUUCGUUGUGAUGUUGCUACGGUAGAGAUCAGCAUUACUGAUGUCAAUGAUAAUGCCCCAGUCAUGUCUCAGGUUAGCUAUACUGCCUCCAUUCCAGAGAACAUGAAGAAUGGGCAGGUUGUCACAUGGGUAAUAGCCACAGAUGCUGAUGAAGGAGAAAAUGCUGAAUUUGAGUAUAUAUUGGAGAACUGCAACAAGUCUUUUGAAAUUAGACAAUCAGGAAGUAUUGUAGUAAAUGACAGUACACAGUUGGAUAUUGAGCAAACUCAGCAAUUUAACUGUACGGUUUAUGCACAAGAAAGCAAAACAGCAGAAAGAAAAAACAGUAGCAGAUCUUCUUUGACAAUAAGCCUAACUGAUGUCAAUGACAACAACCCAGGGUUCGUCAACAAAAGCUACAGUUUUAAUGUUACAGAUAACCCAACUGAACAUACAGCCAUUGGACAGGUGAAUGCAAAUGAUGCUGAUGUCUCAAAUGGAUAUGUAACCUAUGAAUUAAGUGGCCAAAAAGAAACUUUUUUUAAGAUUAAUAAAAGAACUGGAGAAUUAUAUCCUUUAAAUAAUCCUCUGUAUGAUUGUAAAAGGACCACGAAACUCCCCAAAUCUGUGGAGUUAGCUGUCACAGCACAAGACAAGCCUGAGGAAUCGGGAACUCAAAGGAGGACAACAGUGAGUGUGACAGUCAACAUACAGACAAAUCUCUGUCACCCUGUCCUGUCCGUCGUGGGAAAUAAUGUUUCCCAUCAUUCAGUACCUGAGGACGUACCACCAGGAUCCCCACUGCUCACCAUUCAGGCUUUUGAUGCAGACCCAGAUGACUCACCCCUUUUCUUUGACAUUAGUGGUGAUCAUGAACCCUUUCAACUCAACAAGACCAGUAAAAACAAUAUGGUUCAGUUGUCAGUCAGCAGUGCACUUGACAGAGAAAGAAAUGAACAUUACAGCUUCACAGUGCAAGCUACCGAUUCGAAACAUGUGAUAUCGUGGAAUUUUACAUUUGACAUCACUGACAUCAAUGAUAACGCUCCAGUCUUUAGCAAACAGAACUACCGUGUAAAUGUUACGGAGGAGGAGAAAACUCAGAAUAAUAUUAUAACAGUACAGUUGUUUUCCAUAUUUAUGGACACAAAUCUGAAGGUGAAAUUCCAGUUUUUUGAUGCAACCGACAAGGAUUUGACAGAUAAUUCCAAAAUAACCUACACGUUGGUGUCAUCAAAGUGGAGCGAUAAAUUUACAAUCGAUGCUUCAAGUGGAGCUCUUAACCUUGUGAAAAAGAUAGAUGCUGAUGAAAUGGGUUCCAACAAGACUCUAGAGCUAGUGGUUAUAGCAAACGACCAGGGAAUUCCAUCGUUAAAUAGCACCACAUUGAUACAUGUCACCGUAGAAGAUAUCAAUGAUCAUGCACCAGUAUUCAGCGAAGCUCCUCAGAAUCUUACAUUUACAUUUAAUGAAACAGAAAAACCCCAAAAUUUCUUCACUGCAAAGGCCACUGACAAGGAUACAGAUGAUAAAGUGUUCUAUAAACUGACAAAUGCAACAGAGGCAUUCCAUAUCAAUAAAAGAACAGGACAAUUGUCAGCAAACAGAACCUUACAACGGAGAGAUAUAGGUGUGGUUGUGAUUGAGGCUUACAAUGACAGAAAUUACAGUAAAAAAACUAUACAGAAUCCUAAACUUUUCAUUGAGAUCAAUAUUAAGGAUAUUAACAAUAAUAGUCCAGUUUUCAACUCAGAAAGCUAUGAGGAGACUAUUAGAGAAAGUUCUCUUGCGGGAUCAGAGAUUGGGAGUGUUAAAGCCAAUGAUUCUGAUUGGUCAGAAGAAUUCGGGUCGGUUUACUACUGGAUAACAGAUGGGAACUCCGAGGACCAUUUCUUGAUCAAUGAACUCAACGGUACCCUGUACCUGGCUAAUCCUACUGAUUACGAAAAGAAGACCAAUUACACCCUCACAAUCACUGCUUCAGAUUCAAGGGGGCUAAGUCAGACUAUAACCAAUCACAGCACCACUGCCUCCUUUGUAAUCAACAUUCUGGAUGUAAAUGACAACUCUCCCAAGUUUACACAGGACUUGUACCAGUGUAGUGUUAAGGAAUCUACUCUAGAUUUUAACUGCCAAGUAAAAGCUGAGGAUAAAGAUGUCACAACGGAAUUCAAACAAAUUGAUUAUCAGUUGGUUACUGGAUCCAACAGUAAGUUCCAGAUAACCAGUGAUGGAAAAAUAACACUUAAUCAGACUAUGGAUUAUGAUGCCGGAGAUCACAGUUUUAUUCUUACUGUGAAGGCCACUGACAGAAAUGAUAGUAGUCUCGCAAGUACGUGUAAUGUGAUGAUCACUGUGAACAACACUAACGACGAGGAGCCAGAAUUUCAGCAGAGAGAAUACAAGUUCAGUGUAAGAGAAAAUCAGGAUAGUGGGACGGAAGUCGGGGUAGUGAGAGCCAUGGACAAAGAUUCUGACUCUGCUCUGUUAUACUCGAUAAACCCAGUGAAUGAGAAUUUCUCUGUGAAUUCUACAUCAGGAAUUAUCACAACACGGAAAAAAUUUGAUUAUGAAAGCAAAGCAUCGUAUAACUUCACUGUCAAUGUCAGUGACGGUAAUCACACGAACACCACUUCUGUUUACUUGGAGAUCAGAGACAUGAAUGACAACGCCCCCACCUUCAAUGCUUCAGUAUACAAGGCAUACAUUCCAGAAACUGAUGUUAACAAGGUUAUCUUGAAAAAU